GACGGACCGCGAGACGCGAAAACUCUCUCUCUGUCUCUCUCUCACCUUCUUCCGCUUUCUUUCUCCCUCAUUCGCUCGCUCGCACGAAUUCCGAGGCCUGUCAAGUGAUGCGGAAUUUUCCUUGGAUGGCCGGGUCGACUCCCGUCCUGUUUUCUUAUGAUUUUAGGCAGGCAUUGCCAUUGCUCCCGCGCACAUUGUCGAUGGUGAUGAUGUCGUGAAUGCAUCAAAACCAGCCCAAUUCCAUGCACGAAUUUGCCUGCUCGUUGAAGGAAUCAAAGGUGAUGGGAAUCGUAUUUGUCGGUUUUGAGUUGAAAUAAGAAAACCAGGAGAAGGAGAAGGGAAGAAGAAUGGCAAGGACGGGGAGGAUACGUGAGAAGCUCCGAUGGAGCAAGAUCUACACCUUCUCCUGCAUCCGGCCCACGGGUUCGAUGACCGCGGACGCCAGCCCCUCCCUCUCCCUCCCGGGUCCCGGUCACUCCCGCGUCGUCCGCUGCAACCAGCCCCACGCCCACAGAAGAAAUCCCCUCAACUACCCCUCCAAUUAUAUCUCCACCACCAAGUAUAACAUCGUCACCUUCCUCCCCAAGGCCAUCUUCGAGCAGUUCCGCCGGGUCGCCAACUUGUACUUCCUCUUGGCGGCCUGCUUGUCGGUCACCUCCAUCUCCCCCUUCUCGCCCGUCAGCAUGAUUGCACCGUUGGCCUUCGUCGUCGGCCUCAGCAUGGCCAAGGAGGCCUUGGAGGAUUGGCGAAGGUUCGUGCAGGACAUGAAGGUCAACAUCCGCAAGGCCAUCGUUCACAAGGGGAAUGGCCGCUUCGGUAACAAAUUCUGGCACAAGAUUCGGGUCGGCGAUGUCGUCAAGGUGGAGAAGAACCAGUUCUUUCCUGCCGACUUGCUCUUGCUGUCCUCGAGCUACGAGGAUGGGAUAUGCUAUGUGGAGACUAUGAAUUUGGAUGGGGAGACCAACUUGAAGGUUAAGAGAUCGCUGGAGGUAACUCUGCCCUUGGAAGAUGAUCAGUCUUUCAAUGAUUUUAGUGCCACCAUCCAAUGCGAGGACCCGAAUUCUAGCCUCUACACUUUUGUGGGGAAUUUGGAGUAUGAGAGGCAGGUCUAUGCUCUCGAUCCGAGUCAGAUUCUUCUCAGAGAUUCGAAGCUUCGGAACACCAGCUACAUAUAUGGAGUGGUCAUUUUCACCGGUCAUGACACAAAAGUCAUGCAAAAUGCGACCGAGUCUCCUUCUAAAAGAAGCAGAAUAGAGAAAAAAAUGGACUACAUAAUCUACAUCCUCUUCACCGUUCUUGUUCUGGUCUCGUUGAUCAGCUCCAUCGGUUUUGCGGUGAAGACGAAGUUUGAAAUGCCAGAGUGGUGGUACUUGCAACCGCAGCGGGUUGGCGACAGCCAUUUGUAUAACCUGUCAACACCUGGAUUAUCUGGCAUCUUCCAUCUCGUGACGGCUCUUAUUCUGUAUGGAUAUCUUAUACCGAUUUCACUAUAUGUUUCAAUUGAGGUUGUGAAGGUCUUGCAAGCAAUGUUCAUCAAUCAAGAUCUUCAAAUGUAUGACGAGGAGACUGGUAAUCCUGCUCAAGCCCGGACUUCGAAUUUGAAUGAGGAACUUGGGCAGGUCGAUACCAUUUUAUCAGAUAAGACAGGCACCUUGACUUGCAAUCAGAUGGAUUUUUUAAAAUGCUCGAUCGCAGGUUUCUCCUACGGUCUUCGUUCUAGCGAAGUAGAAAUUGCUGCUGCAAAGCAGAUUGCAUCUGAAGAGUCGGGUGGUUCUGUGCAGAAUGGCAGCGGUAUAGAUUAUUGGGAGAAUGGUGGAAGUAGCUGUGGGUCAUCACCAGAGAUCAAAUUGGAAGGUGGAAUUACUUGCAAGAUUGAGAAGGCACGGAAGCCUAUGAUAAAAGGUUUCAGUUUCGAAGAUGAUCGCCUCAUGCAAGGAAAUUGGCUGUCGGAACCUGAUCCAGACGUGAUUCUUUUAUUCUUUCGAAUACUUGCAGUUUGUCACACAGCAAUUCCUGAACUAGAUGAGGAAACUGGUAGCUUUACCUAUGAAGCAGAGUCACCAGAUGAAGGUGCUUUUCUUGUUGCUGCCAGAGAAUUUGGGUUUGAGUUCUGUAGAAGGACUCAAACAAGUGUAUUUGUGCGGGAGAGAUAUCCUUCUUCGGCAGAUCCAAUAGAAAGGGAGUUCAAGAUUCUCAAUCUAUUGGAAUUCAAUAGCAAGAGGAAAAGGAUGUCGGUCGUUAUACGAGACGAGAAUGGACAGGUGCUUCUUCUUUGCAAAGGUGCAGACAGCAUCAUCUUUGAUAGAUUGUCAAAGAAUGGAAGAAUGUAUGAGGUGGAUACAAGCAAGCAUCUAAAUGAAUAUGGAGAAGCUGGCUUGCGGACUUUGGCACUAGCAUACAGGAAGCUCGAGGAAUCUGAAUAUUCAACUUGGAACACUGACUUUCUCAAAGCAAAAACUGCUAUAGGACCAGAUCGGGAAGCUCAACUGGAACAAGCCUCUGAUAUGAUCGAAAAGGAAUUAAUUCUUGUUGGUGCAACUGCCGUAGAGGACAAAUUACAAAAAGGAGUUCCUCAGUGCAUUGAUAAACUAGCACAAGCUGGUCUCAAGAUUUGGGUUCUGACAGGUGAUAAGAUGGAAACUGCAAUCAACAUCGGAUUUUCAUGCAGUCUACUUCGGCAGGGCAUGAAACAGAUUUGUAUAUCCCCAGUGAACAAGGACUUGAUUACCCAAGAUGCAAAUAAGGCAUUGGUUUUGUCUUUGGUGACCGAACAGGCUGUGAAGGAGGAUAUUCAGAAGCAAAUUACUAAUGCAUCUCAAAUGAUCAAGUUAGAAACUGAUCCUCAUGCGGCAUCUGCUUUGAUCAUUGAUGGGAAAGCUUUAACCUAUGCAUUAGAGGAAGACAUGAAGCAACAGUUUUUAAGUCUAGCAGUUGAUUGUGCUUCUGUAAUAUGUUGCCGUGUCUCCCCUAAGCAGAAAGCACUAGUGACUCGGUUGGUAAAAGAAGGCACAGGCAAAGUUACUCUAGCAAUAGGUGAUGGUGCAAAUGAUGUUGGAAUGAUUCAAGAGGCUGAUAUUGGUGUUGGUAUAAGUGGGGUGGAAGGAAUGCAGGCUGUUAUGGCAAGUGACUUCUCCAUUUCCCAGUUUCGGUACCUAGAGCGGCUUUUGGUUGUCCACGGACACUGGUGUUAUAAAAGGAUUGCACAGAUGAUAUGCUAUUUCUUCUACAAGAACAUAGCCUUCGGCCUCACAUUAUUCUACUUUGAGGCAUAUACCGGGUUUUCUGGGCAAUCAGUCUAUGAUGACUGGUAUAUGAUACUAUUCAAUGUCAUUCUCACCUCAUUGCCGGUGAUAUCACUAGGAGUCUUUGAGCAAGAUGUGUCUUCUGAAGUCUGCCUACAGUUUCCAGCUCUGUACCAGCAAGGGCCAAAGAAUCUGUUCUUUGAUUGGUAUAGGAUCAUCGGGUGGAUGUCUAAUGGUCUUUACUCAUCCCUCAUGAUCUUCUUCCUCAAUAUUGGGAUAUUCUUUACUCAGGCAUUUCGCCAAGGGGGACAGACUGCCGACAUGGCUGCCAUCGGGACCACCAUGUUUACCUGCAUCAUCUGGGCUGUCAACAUGCAAAUCUCUCUCACAAUGUGUCACUUCACAUGGAUUCAAAUUGUCCUUGUAUGUGGAAGCAUUGCAACUUGGUACCUAUUCCUUCUAGCCUAUGGCGAGUCAUCACCAUUAAUAUCUGGGAAUGCCUUCCACAUACUUGUAGAAGCCCUUGCACCUUCACCCGUCUUUUGGUCUGUAACUCUCUUGGUCACCGCAGCUUGUAACCUCCCUUAUCUGAUCCACAUCUCCUACCAGAGGUUAUACAAUCCAAUGGAUCACCAUGUGAUCCAAGAGAUAAAAUACUACAAGAAAGAUGUGGAGGAUCAGUGUAUGUGGACUAGAGAGCGCUCUAAGGCGAGGUCGGCAACAAAGAUUGGUUUCACAGCAAGGGUGGAUGCAAAGAUUAGGCAGUUGAAGGGAAAACUACAUAUGAAAGUCUCGUCUUUGAGUGCGCAAACUGUGGUAUUGCCACCUUCUCCAGAUGUGCUUUAGUGCCAAUGUUUUUAAGGAUAGAAAGAUCUUGCUUCUGUUCCUUCAUAAAAGAAAGUCUUCCACACUGUACAAUUUCUGUAACAUGCUAAAUGAAUCUCAUGGAUACAUUUGAGAUGCAUAUUUGCAUAUAUACGCUCCUCGUAUUAUGAUUUGGUGCUGUUUUGUUUUUUCAGAUGACAAA
This is a messenger RNA of Elaeis guineensis (African oil palm), 4269 nucleotides long. RefSeq names its product probable phospholipid-transporting ATPase 4. Gene Ontology annotation, molecular function: ATP hydrolysis activity; ATPase-coupled intramembrane lipid carrier activity; magnesium ion binding. Gene Ontology annotation, cellular component: plasma membrane. NCBI's taxonomy places the organism in Eukaryota, Viridiplantae, Streptophyta, Magnoliopsida, Arecales, Arecaceae. Gene Ontology annotation, biological process: phospholipid translocation. The record is from RefSeq and is a predicted model, not a curated record.